AUGGUCCUCUCGGACCAUGGCCGUUGCCUCUCAGCUGCGGCCUCUGCGAACUCGAUCUCGGAAGAGUGCAACCCGCUGCACGUGGCCUGCGGCAGCUUGCAGGGCUGCAAUCAGUGCUGGUUGCUGCAGCGGGCCACGCAGAACAACACCUUCACAGGGUGGAAGCUGAAGACCGCCUGUGGCGGCCUGAGCUCACCGAAAGAACUCAAGGACAUGGGAGCCUUAAAGGUGCCCAAGUUCGUCACGCGCGAAGCCGACGGCACCCUGAAGUUCACCGAGGAGUACGACACGCAGCAGGAUCGGCAGAUCUGGAACCUGACCGAGGCGGACGUGGCGAAAAUGGACCCCGAGGAGUUGGCGGCCCAGGUGCCAAAGAAGCCCUUCAUGCUCCAGAACCUCGCUUCCAAACGCUUCCUGCUGCAGGAGAAGCCCCCCCUGGACGAAGAGGCAGCGAAGACCGAUCCGCUGAAUAGCAAUAUGGCAAGUUUGCCGAACAAGGAAAAGAUGCCUGAGCCCUUCAAGAAUGAUACUGAGAGUGGCCAUGCUCUCACGAUCAUACAGAAGAAGCAAUGGAGGCGUGCUUUUUGGCAAGGAGUUGAGAAAGCUGGAAGUACCUACUUGCAAGGCGAGAUGAUGCGUGCUGAUGGACAAAGUGUGCCAACAUUCAAUUAUCUCUCCGCCAAUCCGGACAAGGGCUUUGACAUGAUCAAACACCUGCGGGCUGAAGAUCUCUCCGAUGAUUGCAACGACCGAUGGAGCUUCGUGCACCAGGGCCGGGGCUACGAGAUUAAGACGGAUUGCGAGAAGGCCAAGUAUUUGGUGGCUGAGAACAAUGGAGAUGGCCCGGUCACCUUUCAUGAUAGUCCAUAUCCGGGACCGGAAGGCAAGUGGAACCUCAUCUUCGCCAAGGCUCCGCCUCCCGAGCCACCUGCCAAUGAGGAGGUAGAGCCACCCGCAGCAACGCUGCCCAAAGAGGUGCCCAUUGAAGUGGAGGAAGAAGCAGUCAAGGUGGGCGCCAAGGGAAGGAUUUGGUCCUCGCGAGAUGGGGAGGACUUGGAUGAUGGUGUAUCUUUUGUCCUCAAUCUGGGCCCAGCCGCAUCCAAAGCCUUGGAAGAUGCUGCGACAACUUCGGGAGCACAGAACCUGCAGCCUUGGUUUCAAUACGGGGCUAUGCCAGAAGAGAGGCUGCGGGCCGCCCAGAGCCCUUUCUUCGAGGGCCUAGCGUGGUCCGCUGCCGCAGUGGCUGGCCUAGCGUCGGUCCGCAGGGCAGUGCGGGCCAUGGCGGGAAGGGCUUGGGAUGGCGGUCAUCAGAUCAAGAUGGCGGCCAUGGGACGCCUGAUUCUCCGCGCUGUACCGGGCGCGCAUGGCGGGAACGCCAUGGGGAUGCAGCAACAGCAGCCGGACAUGGCCCCCAAGGUGAAUGCCUUCCGCAACUUCUGCCUCCAGAUUGUGGAUCAACUUUGCAUCGAGUUUGAGCGUGAGGUCACGCAGAUGUCCAAGGACAUCCUGCUGUACCGUGGGGAGUUGGCUCGUUGCGCCGAUUUGUUGGCAUUCCAACUAGGCAAAGAGAAGGAGUAUCACAACAUGUUGGAGAACAUCGCGGGGAACAGCAACAUGCUGGCCGGCAAAGCGGCCGAGGUGGGUCAGAAGCAUGGCGCCCACGACGUCACAAAGCAGCAGAUGCAUCAAUUGCUGGAGGAGAUGUUCGCAGGUGGAAAGGGCGCGCUGGCGGACAGCUUCGGAGGCCUGGAUGAACAUCGUCAGCUGGCCGAAAAGCACUUGAUGAGCUCCGCCGAACUCCAGAACCAAUCGCAGGCCGUGGCCAAGGAGUUGGAUAACAUUCUGCAGACGCUCAACCAGCCACCAGUGUCCUACCGCGAUGCACCUGUGAUGAUGGGACCUUCGCAGAUGCAAGGCCCUUCGAGGCCUCAAAGCUUUGGUGGGCCGCCCAUGGGAGGGAUGGCCUUGCCGAAUGGGCCACGCUUCAACCUGCCGAAUGCACCCUCGCCGGGGGGUUCGCCGCAAUACUCCCCGCCAGGCCGUGGCGCUGGCAUGGGCACCAUGCCCCGCCGCGGCGGAGGGAUGGGCAGCCCGGGCGGGCAACUGGCCUGA
This is a messenger RNA of Durusdinium trenchii, 2112 nucleotides long. Lineage: Eukaryota; Dinophyceae; Suessiales; Symbiodiniaceae. The record is from the annotation of a GenBank genome assembly.